Condylura cristata (star-nosed mole) is the source of this 2606-nucleotide messenger RNA. RefSeq names its product ALG6, alpha-1,3-glucosyltransferase (gene ALG6). The transcript has 15 exons. The record is from RefSeq and is a predicted model, not a curated record. Gene Ontology annotation, cellular component: endoplasmic reticulum membrane. NCBI's taxonomy places the organism in Eukaryota, Metazoa, Chordata, Mammalia, Eulipotyphla, Talpidae. The coding region runs from base 285 to 1808 and encodes 507 amino acids. Gene Ontology annotation, molecular function: dolichyl pyrophosphate Man9GlcNAc2 alpha-1,3-glucosyltransferase activity. Gene Ontology annotation, biological process: protein N-linked glycosylation.
CAGAGUUACUCUGCCGCGGGGGCGAGCGCGCAGGCGCCUUCUUCCGACCCCUGGCCGGCGCGAAUCCCAACCUUCCGCGGGAGGCUGGACUUUCUCUUCAAAGACAUAAACAUCACUAUAUUUAACUGCUUGGAAAAGAAGUAUCACUUAAAGUCAUCUCAAGCUCCUAAUUCGAAAGGGUUCAUAACAGUCCUCUGGUCAAGAAAAGAAGAGACUUACUGUGUGUUGAAAGUAUUCUGAUACAGCUCCUGUUUAUCCUCCCUCCCUAAAUCUGAAGAACAGCUAUGGAGAAAUGGUACUUGAUGACAGUUGUGGUCUUAAUAGGACUAACAGUACGGUGGACAGUUUCUCUUAAUUCUUAUUCAGGUGCUGGAAAACCCCCUAUGUUUGGUGAUUAUGAAGCUCAGAGACACUGGCAAGAAAUUACUUUUAAUUUACCAGUCAAACAAUGGUAUUUUAACAGCACUGAUAACAACUUACAGUAUUGGGGACUGGAUUAUCCACCUCUUACAGCUUAUCAUAGUCUCUUAUGUGCAUAUGUGGCAAAGUUCAUAAAUCCAGACUGGAUUGCUCUCCAUACAUCACGUGGAUAUGAGAGUGAGGCACAUAAGCUCUUUAUGCGCACAACAGUUUUAAUUGCAGAUUUGCUGAUUUACAUACCUGCAGUGGUAAUAUACUGUUGUUGCUUAAAAGAUAUCUCUACUAAGAAAAAAGUUACCAAUGCAUUAUGCAUAUUGCUAUAUCCAGGACUUAUUCUUAUUGACUAUGGACAUUUUCAAUAUAAUUCUGUGAGUCUUGGCUUUGCUUUGUGGGGUGUUCUUGGAGUAUCUUGUGACUGGGAUCUGCUAGGGUCACUAGCAUUUUGCUUAGCUAUAAAUUAUAAGCAAAUGGAACUUUACCACUCCUUGCCAUUUUUUUGUUUUUUACUUGGCAAGUGUUUUAAAAAAGGAAUCAAAGGAAAGGGGUUUGUACUGUUAGUCAAGCUAGCGUGUACUGUUGUGGCUUCCUUCAUUCUCUGCUGGCUGCCAUUCUUUACAGAAAGGGAGCAAAGCCUGCAGCUUCUAAGAAGACUCUUCCCAGUUGAUCGUGGCUUGUUUGAGGAUAAAGUAGCUAAUAUCUGGUGUAGCUUCAGUAUCUUUCUUAAGAUCAAGGAUAUUUUGCCACAGCACAUCCAGAUAAUAAUCAGCUUUUGUUUUACAUUUUUGAGCCUGCUUCCUGCAUGUGUAAAAUUAACACUACAGCCUUCUCUCAAAGGAUUCAAAUUUACUCUGGUGUGCUGUGCACUCUCUUUCUUUUUGUUUUCUUUCCAAGUACAUGAGAAGUCCAUUCUCUUGGUGUCAUUACCAGUGUGCUUAGUUUUAAGUGAAAUUCCUUUUAUGUCUACAUGGUUUUUACUUGUGUCAACAUUUAGUAUGCUGCCUCUUCUGUUGAAGGAUAAACUCUUUAUGCCCUCAGUUGUGACAGUGAUAGCAUUUUUUAUAGCUUGUACAACUUCUUUUUCAAUAUUCGAAAAGAUUUCUGAGGAAGAAUUGCAGUUGAAAUCCUUUUCGGUUUCUGUUAGGAAAUAUCUUCCAUGGUUUACAUUUUUUCCUAAAAUUAUACAACAUUUGUUUCUUAUCUCAGUGAUCACUAUGGUGCUUCUGACGCUGGUAACUGUCUCAGUGGAUCCUCCUCAAAAAUUACCAGACUUAUUUUCUGUGUUGGUAUGUUUUGUAUCCUGUUUGAAUUUCCUGUUCUUCUUGGUAUACUUUAACAUUGUAAUCAUGUGGGAUUACAAAAGUAGAAAAAAUCAGAAGAAAAUCAGGUAGCUGUAUCUGUAAGCAAAUGUGAAAAUGUUAACUGCAAAAAGUUUUUGUGAACUUUUUGCUAUUUGCUAUAUAUAAAUCUAUUAUUACUUUGAGAAUAAUGGAAUUAUAGGAAAUGUUGAAAAGUCAUUGAUGUUUACACAAAUGUAUGUAGUAACCAAAGCCCAAUGGAGGCUUUUUUCUGAUUAUUAUGUAGCCAAGAUAUAUUGUAGUUUUAUGAUUAUUCAAGUGGGAAAAUAAAAGAAAAAUUCCCUUAAUCCUCAUGUUUACUUAGGAAAUGUUCUUGGAUUUACUGCCUUGAAGAAAAACCUACAAAUACAGUGAGUUAAUAUACUAGUCACUCUUUAAAGGAAAUCAAUAAUUUUGGUAUUUAAAUUUAGUUUUCCUUACCCUUUAGAAGACAACAAAUAUGUAAUUCAUUUUAGAAAUUAUAUCUCAGGGAUUGAAUUUGUAGUUAUCUUUUUAAUUAUUGUGAGGAAUUUAAAAUGCCUUUUUAUAUGUGCAAAUUUGAAUUUUUUAACAGGGCAGUGAUAUUAAACCAUGUUAUUAUUUAUUGCCAUGAAUGUUGAUUUACUUGACUGUAAUUAAAACAAUAAACUUUUUUCAUUUUAAAUCUAAGUGAUUUAGUGAAGCCUUUUUUUUGCUUAUGACCACUAGGUUUUAAACUUCCAGGAUCAUUCUUCAGUUAAAUGACCAUAUACAGGACUUCAUACAUCUGUUCUCUUUUGUUAUAACAUGGUUCAAAGUUAUCACUGCCCUAAGCAGUGAUUCAUAUUAUGCUUCUUGUUAACUUGGCCUUGU